CCACCCACGGAUAAGUGGCUUCAGCUCAGACCGAGACGUCACUCAAGAAAACCCCAGCCAACCUCUGGGGACUGUUCUCUUGCAAGGCCCAGAGAGGCUGAGUGGGCACCCCACCGGCUGCCCAGGACCCCAGUUCUAUGGGGAGCAACCAGGGGAGCCGAACAGAAGCAAAGCCCCUCCCCCGGGGGGGCCCAGGAAGGGCCAGCAGGCUCCUGGGGGGCACUGUGGCCGUGGUGCUCAUCCUUGGCGUGGCUCUCGCUGUCCUCUUCGUGUGCCGCCGGCAGAAGAGCCGGCUGGGGACGCUCGGUGACCAGACCGAUCUGCCUCCCUCCCAGAAGCUGGAGCCUUCCCCGGACAGGCAGAGCGGCCAUGCACCGGACGGCAGCCAGGUGCUCCACCUGGAGUCCGGGAGGCGGCGGCAGCAGCAGCAGGAGGAGGAGGACGAGGGAGAGGCUCUGCAGAAGCUGUCCCUGCAGCCCCCCUACUAUGACCUGGGCUUCUCCCCUGCCCACCACCCCCUGGUAAGGACCACCGAACCCCGAGGACAGGGGCCCCAGACCGGGCCGAGAGCCCGAGAGGGAACGAGGAUACUGGAGGCUGAGAGGCGGGGGAAGGGCAGGCCUAGGAGCCCUUCCUGGCUGUACCACUGCAGGUGUCCAGGGCCAGACACAAGACAGACCAGUGGGAGAAUGGGCUUCCCACUGAGGCUGAGCCCAGUCCCUCCCAGCUUUCCCUCCCCCAGGCCCCGCCCCCCACUCGUACCCUGCACCCCAGUCCUGCCAACGAGCACCAGAAUGCCAGCCGCAGCCCCUCCCCCUGGCCCCACUCCCAGCCACUGAAAGGGCCAGCGUCCACUUGAAUGGCUGCCAUCCCUGCCCACAGCCCAUUCCUUUCAGCAGACUUGGGGGCUGGGGGCCCUCUCCCUGUGGUGCCAGCCCAGAGACCCGGACCAGCCCACCUGGGCCCAAAGAUAACACACAGUCUCCUGGCACGGUGGGCGAGCCAGGUCUUUGUCUCCACAUACAGCCCGCCUCCUCCUUGGCUGGCAGUGCCAACAUGGGCCCAUUUGGGUGCCAGAUCCUGCAUUUCCUUCCCUGGGUGCUGAGCCCAGAGGACCAACCCAGCCCCCACCUCCUGGUCAGAGACAGGGGGCGGGAGCCCUAGAGACUCAGAAGGAGCCGGAACUGACUGGACCAAAGGGCAGUCCUCAGGCGGCAGCCAGGCAACCCCUGUCCCACGCUUCUUCCCCACGGAGGGUGCGGCCUGCCUGUCCAUCAGAGGCAUCCCAGCAGCAGGGUGGAGCACCCACUGCGUCCUAGGCACCUCGCUGAGCCUCAGAGCGGUCGGUGUGGUGAGCCUGUGCUUGUCUCCAUUGUGUGGAUGAUGACACUGAGGCUCAGGGACUGGGUGCUGGGCCUUGAAUGCAUGCAUCCCCUAAGGGUUCGUGUAGUGGGGGCUUGGUCCCCAGUGUGGUGCUGUUAGGAGGUGGCCUGGUGGGACGUGGGCAGGUCACUGGGGUGCUGCCUUCAGAAGGGAUUAAUGCAGUGCUCACGGGACUCCGUCAGUUCCCACGAGAGGGUGGUUGUGACAACCAUGCCCAGCCCCCCUCUGUCUUGCCACCUGCUCUCACUCACACACUCCUGCCCUGAUGCCAUUAGCCACGAUGCAACACAGCCAGCCAAACAGAGGUCAGCACCGUGCUCUUGAACUUCCAGAACCGUGAGCAAAAUAAACCUUUCUUCCCACAGUACCCAGCCUCAGGAAUUUAAUUAUAGCCACAGGAAACAGACUAGGACAAGAGGCUUGCCCAAGAUCCGCCAGUUGGUGAUUGGAGAAAGCGUAACUUAAAGCCCAGGUCCUCUGCUCUCGAGUCUAGGCCCUAAGCAGGCAGCAGGUGUGCCCGAAGACAAAGGAGGGCUUGAAGAGCCUCAGGCAAACGGUUCAGGAAACACAGAGCCUCCUGCAGACCCCGGCCUCCUGUGUGCCACCUGUGGCCUGGCUGCCCCUCAGCCCCAGGAGCCCAAAGAGGAGGCCAGGUAGCCCUGAGAGCUUGGGUGCAGAGCAGAGCUGGGGGCCAGGUUGUCACUCUGGGCCACAGAAGCAGCACGGCACCCCCAAGCCUGCCUCAAGGCCGUCAGAAAGAACCUUAUCCCAAGCCUGAAAGCGGGAGAGGUAGGACGGAGUGGGGAGCCCCGCUGACUCCAGAACAGAGCACACUGGCCUGCCCCCCACCCUAGUCCCCAGUCCCCAGCCUUCCUCGUCAGGGAGGGAGAAGCGGGGAGAAGCGAGAUGAUGGAAGUCGGCAAUUUGGAGACCACGGAAAACUCCGAUGGGAUUCCCUGGGGCCCGGGCACGGCAUGAAAUCGCUGUGAUGUAGGAGGACAGCUGCAGCUGGCCCUAAUCCGCUCCGACGACGCCUCCGUCUCGCUCUCCGACUGCUGCCCCCGCAGCCUGGCAUGCAUGGCCCUCCCCGGGGGCACAGGAGGAGCCACGCCAUGGCUGGCGGCUCUGGCUCAAGGGCAAUGCCCCGUGCCUCGGCCCAGGGGUGGCGUAUGGAGGUCCCCAGGGGAAGGCAAGCUCUGGCAUCCCGGGAGGCCCCCUUGUUGUCAACAAGAGAAGCGUAAUUCCUGUUAGCUCGCCCGGCGAUUACACAGCCUGGGAAGGAUUUAUCCCCAGUCCUCGGGUUUGUUGCCGGUGCAGCAUGUAUACAAGGCACAUUAUUGAUGUUGUCAUCAAUUCUCCCUCCCAACAAGCAGUGAGAGGGAGCCAGGCGGAGAGCAGGCACUGUUCACCGAGGCCAGGCUCCCGGGAGCCGGCGGGAAGGCUGGGGCCCCACAACUGGAGGCUCCUCCAAGCUCCGUGGCCCCAGCCUGGGUGGGCCCAGGCCCCUGUCAGUGUGGACCAGGCGCACGCUGCACACCCAUCCACAGGUGCUCACUGAGGCCACAGCCCUCCCCUCCAUGUCGGCAUUUGGUUGCAUUUGGACAGCUCAGUGACUCUAGGCUAGAUCUCAGGGAGGACUUCCACAGGCCCCAAAGCCAGGGUCUGGGAGGGGAGACACUGCUCUGCCUUGAGGGACAGGGAUUCCCGCCUCCUCGGUCCUGUGAGCCCGGGCAGCACAGGUGAGAGGCAGAAGACUGCACGCCACGCCUGCAGGGGAUGGGGUCGAAGCUGCCGUGUGUCCCCAGCCACAGACCCUAAGGUGAGGUGGGAUGUGCAAGAAUCAUGGGGCCACCUGUGAGGGGUCCAGGAGGAGGCGGAGCCUGCCGGUGUGAGGCUACGCUGCUGUCCCUGUGAGAAGAGGGCAAGGAGGGCUUGAUUAGAAGUCUCAGAACGGCAGUGAGAAUCCCCGGGGCCCCAUCCAGAUCAGUCACUGGUGGGUGCCGUCUGGGUACUGGUGGGCUCAGUGCAAACCCUCUGGGAGGUCGGGCAGGGUGGCAGAUGGGCCUGUAGCCAACCACAGCCCUGCUGCCAGAAAGCCAAGCUGCCCACGUCCUCAGCUGCCACAGUCCACACAGGACCACUCGUCCACCCAGGUUCAGCGCCCGGCGGCUCCUGUUGCGACCCAGACCUCACGCUCCCCUUCCCAUGUCUGCCCGAAAACCCCUCUCUCAGCUGCGCCCAGCGGGUCUCUGUGGCUCACCCAAGCUUCCGCCCUGAGGGCAGACCCUUCCCAGGCCCGGGGAUUGCAUGAGGCCGUUCAGUGGGACGACAGAAGAGGCACCCCAGUACACAGGUCCCGGAAGGCCAAUACAGCCACCUCCCUACCCCCACUGACAGCAGCAGCCUGACCUGCGGGGGAGGGGGGUCACUAAACCCUGCCAACACGUGGCACCCCAGUGCCCAGGCAGCGGCUUGGGAGCAGUGCAAGGGGACCCUCCAGGCAGAGCCCCCUGGGACAGAGAUGCAAGCUCCGAAUCUCCCACUGGGACACAUGAGCCGGGGAAAGAAGGCCCCUCCUUGGCUCCCAGCCCCUGGUGCUCUUCCUGUUGGGCACUCCGACCACUUAACGACCCUUGCGGGUGCGGCCAUGAGCGGGCACUUCAGCUGGCGGUCAGGAAACUGCUCCAGCGGUGGUGGACUGUCUCAGCCCGUCCAGCCUGCUGUAGGGAAAUAGCGGGUAAACAUCAGGAGUGUCUGUCUCACAGUUCCGAGGCUGACAAGUCCACGGUCAAGGUGCUGGCCGUUCAGCGUCUGGCUAAGGUGCCACUUCCUGGUGCAUAGAUGGUGUAUUCUCUCCACGUCCUCAGAUGAUAGGAAGGCAAGUGAGCUCUCCGGGCCUCUUUUCUUUUCUUUUUUUUUUCUUUUCUUUUCUUUUCUUUUUUUUUUUUUU
Molecule: messenger RNA, 4333 nt
Organism: Oryctolagus cuniculus (rabbit)
Lineage: Eukaryota; Metazoa; Chordata; Mammalia; Lagomorpha; Leporidae
Source: RefSeq, a predicted model, not a curated record